This is a messenger RNA of Yamadazyma jaroonii, 927 nucleotides long. NCBI's taxonomy places the organism in Eukaryota, Fungi, Ascomycota, Pichiomycetes, Serinales, Debaryomycetaceae. The record is from the annotation of a GenBank genome assembly.
AUGAAUGAGUCUGUCAGUACAUCAACUAUAAUAGAAAGUGAAUAUAAAUUGGCUUUGAAGUUCUUUAUGAACAAGAACUUCAAUAAAGCUUUUGAAAUGAUAAAAGUUCAAUAUCAAAAUGUGUUCAAUAAUUACCAGGCCGAGAUUAUUGAAGAGAAAUUAUAUUAUAAGAUAAUUGACUUGUAUCUUAUAAUAGUUGGAAUGAUUUUAUUAUCUAAUGAAGUUAAGAUUUCCAAAUCAGAGAAGACAACCAUUGUUGAUGAUUUGAAAAAUGAUGUUAUCUUGAAUAACUUAUCGAAAUACAAGCAAGAUGAAAUUCCUACCGAAACCAUAUUCAACUUGUAUCUCACCAUUUAUAUAGGGUUAGAUAUUGAAGAAGCUUAUGAAAAAUUCAUGAAAAUGUACCCUAACUUGGAAAUCAAUGACAUAUACACGCAAAAGUGGUUGGAGUUAUUAAUCUUGAAGAUCUUACCAGGAAUGAAUAAGAUUAGUGAUGGGAAACAACUUGUUAGGGAGAAUAAUCUUGAUGAGAGAUUGUUAGACAGAUUACAAGAAUUGGAGAAGGAGAAAGAUUUAGAAUUUGAAAAACAGCAAAACUUAAAACACCAGAGAACAAGAGAUCAAAAGAAGAAAGAAUCCCAAGCAAAAUUGGAUAAAGAUUUAAAAUAUAAGUCAUUGAAACAAAUUAGAGAAAGUUCAGAAAUAGUCAAGCCUGAACCUCAAACCAAAGAUAUCGAAACAUUGAAAGAUAAAUUAUUAUAUCAAUUGAAAUUGACAAGAAAUUACUUACAGAAUAAUUCACCUAUACUUGCAGCGGUGGUGAUAAUGUUAUUGAUAGUAAUUAGAAUUUUGAGAGUUAAGAAAGUUAAUAUUGGCCAAAGUUUGAAAGAGACUUUAAAAAUGGCCUUUAAGAUCAGUUACUUAUAG